GGGGAACAUUUGUGGAGGAGGAAAAGGGAAAGGUUUUCAGUAGAAGCCUUUGAGAGACUGUUUGCUUUGGCUGGGUUCCCUGCUUUUAUUUACUGAAUUCCAGAGGUGACCAACACAGAAAAAAAGUAAAAAAUGAAGUUCAUCAUUGGCAUAGGAGGAGUGACCAACGGUGGGAAGACCACUUUGACAAAUAGACUACUAAAGGCAUUACCCAACUGUUGCGUGGUGCAUCAGGAUGACUUUUUCAAGAAACCCGAUCAAAUAGAAGUCGGGGAGGACGGCUUUAGACAGUGGGAUGUGAUCACCGCUCUGGACAUGGAGGCUAUGGUCAACACUGUCAAAGGCUGGCAGGAGAACCCCGUUAAGUUUGCCCGCUCACACGGCGUGAGCCUGUCACAUGAAGUUGAGGAAGCCGGCUCUGUGGAGAAGGGGAUCCAUAUUCUCAUUGUGGAGGGGUUCCUCAUCUACAACUACAAGCCUCUUAUUGAUGUCUAUGACAAAUGUUUCUACAUUUCCAUUCCUUAUGAAGAGUGCAAAAGGAGGAGAAGUACAAGGACAUACACAGUCCCUGACCCACCCGGCCUGUUUGAUGGCCACGUCUGGCCCAUGUACUUGAAACACAGGAAAGAGAUGGAGGACAACUGUGACAGAAUAGCGUACGUUGAUGGGAUGACAUCGAAGGAAGACAUCUACAACAAAGUGUAUGAAACCAUCAACAACUCCCUUCUAAACAGCUUAUAGCAGGACUGGUCUCACUGGAUUUGUGUAUAAACUUGUAAAUAGAAAUUUGAGUGAAAGCGUAACAUCGGUUCUGUAGCUCAAAGCCUGAUUUGUAAAUAGAUAAUCAUGUAACAUAUGAAGAAGUAAUGGCAGAAGCGCCAUGUUUUGUAUAGUCCUCUGUAACUUUUUUCUUUUUCUAAAAAGAUAAGCCACCUCUGGACUCCCCAGUGCUUAAACACCAGAAACUCUGAUCUUGUUGUAUUUUUAAAUGAAAUAAAAUGCCCACUGUGUGGAAGGAUUGCUGUCUUCCAAUUCAAAGAAACCACUGAAACCA
This is a messenger RNA of Archocentrus centrarchus (flier cichlid), 1054 nucleotides long. Its product is annotated as nicotinamide riboside kinase 2-like. The record is from RefSeq and is a predicted model, not a curated record. Bases 133 to 741 code for a protein of 202 amino acids. The transcript has 8 exons. NCBI's taxonomy places the organism in Eukaryota, Metazoa, Chordata, Actinopteri, Cichliformes, Cichlidae.